GUACCAUUAGUUCCUUCUUGUCAAAUCCGUUUGGUAGCGCUCGUUCCUCUCUUGUCCCUCCCCAUCCAUCUCCCCUCCUCUCUUCUCCUCUGCUUCUGCUGAUCGCUCGUGUGCCACGCUGCAAGCAAGCUGCAGAUCGGGAGAAGCAUGGCUGUCAAUGAUGCCUCAAUAAACGGAUCGCAGCAGGACUCGACAAAGCCCAGCGACGCCGACGCCCACACUCCCGCGACCUCCGAAACCAACGGUGCAUUGACUAAUGGCAAUGGCAAUGGCAAUGGCAAUGGGGAGCAUGCCUCCUCCUCCGCCAAGGCUGAUGGAGAUGGAGAGGCAGCGCCCGCUGAAAACGUCUUCCAGCUCACGAUCAAGCUGCCGCACGCUCCGGGCGAGACGCAGGUCAUGGUCUCGAGUCAAGAGCAGGUGCAGGACAUUAGACAAUCGAUCGUUGAUACGCCGCAUACUUUCCAGUACUCUUGCUUCCACCUCGAGCAUCAAGGGAAGCGCAUCAAUGACUUUGUGGAGCUGCACGAGGUGGAGGGAAUCAGUGCAGAUCCAGUUUGCAAACUGGUGGAGGAUCCGUACACGGAGGCUCAGGCUCGUAUGCACAUCGUGAGAGUGCGCGAGCUCAUUGGAGCCGCGGGCGAUCGUACCGAUCUGGUCACGGGCAUCGAUGCGGGAAUCAGCCUGUGCGAUAGCAUCGAGCUGCCGGCAGACAAGACUGAGCAGGAUUCUAGCAACCCCAUUACCGGCUACGAUCUGAACUCGCCUGGCUCUGUUGCAACGCUGCUUCAGCGAACUCGCAGACCCGCGCCCAAGACGGUGAAGAGCGUCUCUCUCUCCGCCUGGAAUCCGCCUCCCUACCAUUUGCGCAACCGCGGACACCUGCUCUACCUCCAGGUCGUCACGAACGAGGGGGAGCAGCACUACAUUACCGCACACGUCUCCGGCUUCUACUUAAACAGGUCGACCAACAACAAGUUCGAUCCCGCGCCUCGAACCACCCCGAAGAGCGCCUCCGCGCACUCUCUGAUCAGCCUACUGUCUCAACUUUCGCCUUCCUUUGACAACAACUUCAGGCUGCUGCAGGAAUACAACGGAGAGCGAGACCCAUUGGCGUCGUAUGCUCUCAGCAAUAGCAUUCCUGCUGCGCCAUGGCUUGUUUCUGCCACUUCAGUGCAUCAACACCAGGCAGACCUUACUCGGACGCAAGAGGCCUUUUUGCUUGGUGGUGCAGAGAACGCUGAGACACUUCGUGACUGGAACGAGGAGUUUCAAUCGACUCGCGAGCUACCAAAGGAGACAGUGCAGGAUCGUGUCUUCCGCGAACGGCUGACGAGCAAACUCUUCGCAGAUUACAACGAGGCUGCAGUGCGCGGUGCGUGUCUAGUCGCGCGUGGUGAAAUCCAGCCACUCAAUCCCACAGAAGCCAAAGAUGCGCAGAUUUAUGUUUACAAUAACGUUUUCUACAGUUUCGGCGCAGAUGGCGUAGGUACAUUUGCCAGCGACGGUGGCGAUGAGGCUGCUAGGGUCGCGACUGGUAAGGACGUCCAAGGGGUGAAGGCUGUGAAUCAACUGGACAUCAAUGGACUGUUCACGCCCGGGACUGUGGUGGUGGAUUACCUUGGCAAGCGUGUUGUGGGCCAGAGUAUCGUGCCUGGUAUUUUCAAACAGAGAGAACCAGGAGAGCACCAGAUUGACUAUGGCGGAGUUGAGGGCAAGGACAUCAUUGCAACUCACGAGGGAUUUGCACGGCCUUUCAGCGAUUUGAGCAAGGCCAUGCGAGUCAAGAAACACGCUGUAUGGGACAAAGAGUUGAAGAGGCACGACCUCGAGGCCAGCGUCGAGACCAAGGGACUGUUAGGCACCGACGGCAGGAAAUACGUUCUGGACCUCUACCGAGUUACACCUCUUGAUAUUUCUUGGCUCGAGCGCCAUCGCGGUGAUGACCAGACCGACGAAAAGCGCUAUCCGCACCGCAUGACUGUGAUGCGGCCCGAACUCGUCGAAUCUUACAGGAUCAAGCAGAUGAGAGCCUUCAUCGGAAAAGAGCUCGAGAAGAAGCGUGCCGAGAAAGAGCAAGCCGCAGCAGGCGCAUCCGAUGACCAGUCUAAAGGGCUGACCAACGGUGAUGCGGAGGGAGACGCUGCUGGUGGGAGCGUAGAGAUGAACAAGCAGGAAACUGUUGACAUGUCUGCCUUCACGUUCUCGCUCAACCCCGAUGUGUUCAGUGGACAGCAGCCACAGACCGAGGAGGAGAAGAAUGAGUGGGCACAGGACGAAAAACUCGUCCGUGCGGUUUGCGAGCACCUGACGGCGGAUGUGCUACCGCGACUUGUGCACGACCUGCAGGAGGGAGAUGUGGGCUUUCCAAUGGACGGCCACAGCUUGGUGCGCGAGAUGCAUCGACGGGGUGUCAACAUCAGAUAUCUCGGUGACGUUGCACGUUUGGCGUCCGAGAAAUCCGACAAGAGAUUGGCGGCAUUGCAACAGCUCACACACCAAGAAAUGGUCAGCCGUGCGUUCAAGCAUAUCGCGAACAAGUAUCUGCGUGAUUUGACGCCGUGCUUUGCACAGAGCUGCAUUGCACACCUGUUAAAUUGUCUCGUCGGAACAAAGCUCAACUCCCAGCCUCAGCCUGAAGUUGACCGGGAGCUCAAGGCACUCUACCCCGAAGUCUCGUUCGGGUAUGAGCAAGAGACACCCGAGGGCCUCGAUCAAGAGAUUAGACGCCAAAUCUCAUUACGCUAUCGCUAUGACAUCGAGGGCGAUCUUGUGCAGAGUGGCAAAGAGCUGCAACUUGUGCGCGAAAUAUCCAAGAAGCUCGGACUCCAGCUGGAGGCCAAGGCAUACGUCUUUACGCAAGAUGCUGCUGCCGCACAGCCCAAACUGCAGGAGAAGGCUUCCGCAGAUUCACUUGCAGAGCCUCAUGCCAAUGGUACUUCGAGCAGCAAGAAGAACAAGAAGAAGAAGCAUCAAACAGAGACUCCUCAAGCCCGCGCUCAGGUCACAGCACCAGUCAGCCCGGCCGUUACAUUCCACCCUGAAAAUGUGAUGAACAUUGUCCCUCUGGUGAAGGAAGCAUCCCCCAAGAGCAUUUUGGCCGAGGAGGCGCUCGAUGCAGGUCGCAUGAGUUUACAACAAGACCAAAAGGAGCUCGGACAAGAGCUGCUUCUCGAGAGCUUGAGCCUUCAUGAGCAGAUAUACGGAAUAUUGCAUCCCGAAGUCGCUCGUGUCUACUAUGCUCUCUCAACUCUGUAUUAUGGACUUGAAGAGAAGCAAGCAGCUGCCGAACUGGCUAAAAAGGCAGUCAUUGUGUCAGAAAGGACGCUUGGCAUCGACGACGCAGAGACCAUCCUGGCCUACCUCAAUCUCAGCUUGUUUGAGCACGCGAUUGGCAAUACGAAGGAUGCUCUUGCCUAUGUCCGCCACGCACUGAACCUCUGGAAAAUCGUCUACGGCAUUCGUCAUCCCGACUCCAUCACCACGAUCAACAACGCGGCGGUGAUGCUGCAAUCGUUGAAGUCUUUCCACGAGUCCCGGCUGUGGUUCGAGGCGUCACUCGAUAUCUGUGAGGAGGUCUCAGGCAAGCAGUCUAUCAACACUGCUACCCUUCAGUUCCAGCUUGCACAGGCCCUGGCUUUAGAUCAGGACUCCAAGUCUGCAGUGACCAAGAUGCGGGAGAGCUAUAGCAUCUUCAAGACCACUCUGGGGCCUGACAAUCAAAAUACAAAGGAGGCUGAGAACUGGCUCGAGACGUUGACACACAAUGCCGUCAGUCAAGCAAAGCAGGCCAACCUGAUGCAGAACCGUAAAAUUCUGCUACGAAAUGGCCGCGCGCCGAGAGUGCAGCUGAGCGGCACGAGGCAAGUGCCUCCCGCUGGUCAAGCCACCCCAGAGGCGCUGCAAGCACCAGCAACCCCGAGCCAGGGUGGCCCAGAUCAACGUAGCGUUGAAGAGCUGCUCAAGUGGAUCAAUGGAGACAGCAACAAACAGACGACACCAAAGAAGAACACGACGAAUCCGAAACGACGACAACAGAGAGCGUAAAGUGAUGGUGGAUGCUCCAUGCGUUUUAGCAUCUGUCAUAUCCAGCAAGCUUUUGGGCGAAAGAACUGCAUUAGCGUUGCGCGUCUGAGCCGAAAAUGGCGGUUUAUGAUCUGGCUGUCAGACAGAAUUCAGACGAACCUCAGUUCUGUCUGCACACCUUGUGGUUUUGCAUGCUUAGGGUUGUUCUUUCAACGCGCUACCAUCGCCACUCACCGCUGUAUAGGUAGCGAUCUGUACAAACAUAGGGUUGUAAAAAGUAUGUACAUAUAACCAGC
Sphaerulina musiva SO2202 is the source of this 4319-nucleotide messenger RNA. RefSeq lists its product as uncharacterized. Gene Ontology annotation, biological process: intracellular distribution of mitochondria. Gene Ontology annotation, cellular component: cytoplasm. The coding region runs from base 148 to 4044 and encodes 1298 amino acids. NCBI's taxonomy places the organism in Eukaryota, Fungi, Ascomycota, Dothideomycetes, Mycosphaerellales, Mycosphaerellaceae. Gene Ontology annotation, molecular function: protein binding; mRNA binding. The transcript is spliced from 2 exons. The record is from RefSeq and is a predicted model, not a curated record.